Molecule: messenger RNA, 567 nt
Organism: Exophiala xenobiotica
Lineage: Eukaryota; Fungi; Ascomycota; Eurotiomycetes; Chaetothyriales; Herpotrichiellaceae
Exons: 1
Coding region: 1-537 (178 amino acids)
Source: RefSeq, a predicted model, not a curated record
AUGAAAUCCAGCUUGCUCGUGCUUGUCCUUCUGGUCCUGGCCGUCUCCAUCGAAGCAGCUGCCGUGCCGACAGGUACAAAUACGCUCAACUUGAACAGCGACCAGACAUCGCAGAAUGCCUCCGCAGCCACGCAACAACUCCAGCUCAACAUUGACCCUGACAUUGUCAAUCCCGACUGUGGCGGAAUUUACCCUGCCAACCUCAAUGUCAAGUACGGACCUGAUCCAUUCUACCUCAGCAAUGUCUGCCAACAAGUCUUGAGCUUCAUCGGCGGCAACAAAGGCAAACAAAACGUCGACAUCGUCUGGACGUGCCCCGGAGAACGUACAAAUGGUACGGGCGAUCGUGACACCUUUGUCAUCUUGAACACUCCAGCGAACAACGUUCUCAAUGCCAAUGUUGCUACUCAACAAAUAGCGGCAGACAUGGAGAUACACAGGAUGUCGGACGGAUUCUUCCUCUCUGCGGAUGUUUUGCUCACUGCCAAAGUUGAUGCUUCAAAGGGCAAGGCGACCUUUCAGUUUAUCUUCUGUUGAAAGAGGAGGGAUGUCAAUGAAGCCAGGGGG